AUGGCCUCCUCCGCCUCCGUUGCGGCCCUCACCGCACUCCCCUUUCCCACUUGCCCCUCCUCCGACGACUCUGACGACGCCAAGCCCCUCCCGCCUCCACCCGCGUCGGGAGAAACCCGCCCUCCUCCGCAGCAUCAGCAGAGGCCGCGGUGGUGGCAGCUGGAGCGCGACUGCAACGUGGCCAUGAAGGCCCUGGCGCGUGCGGGCGAAGUCGACCAGGUGCUCGCCCUCUUCAGAGAGCUCAGGGCUUCCAGAACCGGGCCGGGAGGUGCCUCGCCGCCCAAUGUGCUUUGCUACAACACUCUCGUCAAUGCGCUCGCAGAAGCUGGCCGGGUGGAGGAGGCCCACAACGCGUUCGAUGAAAUGCUUGCAGCAGGGGUGGCGCCCAAUGCAUCGUCCCUCAACAUCCUUGUCAAGCUGCAUUCGUGGAGAUCUGCGCGGUUUGACCUCGCGUACAAGGUGAUCAUCCAGUUGCAAGAGCUCGGGGUGGAAGCUGAGGUGGGCACCUACUCCACGCUUGUCACGGGGCUGUGCCGUGUGGGGAGAGUGGGCGAGGCAUGGGGCGUGCUCGAGUGGAUGCUGGAAGUGGGGUGCCGUCCCAUGGUGCAAACUUACACGCCCAUUGUACAGGGGUAUUGCCGUGAAGGUCGUGUCGACGAGGCCAAGGAGCUGAUGUCCACGAUGGAAAAUGCUGGUUGUCCUCCCAAUGUAGUCACCUACAAUAUUCUGAUCAGGGCUUUGUGUGAUGCUGCCAGAUUUGACGAAGUCAGGCAAGUUUUAACGGAUAGUAGAACCAAGGAUUGGAAACCCAGUACUGUCACCUACAACACAUUUAUGAAUGGUCUCUGCAAGAAAGGUAUGGCUAAAGAAGUACUUGAGCAGUUGGAUGUUAUGCUAGGCGAAGGGCUGGAUCCCACAGAUUUCACUUUGAGUAUUCUUCUGAAUUGCCUUUGCCAUGACAAGAGGAUUCAUGAUGCCGUAUGCUUGCUGGAGAGGAGCACAUCAUUGAAAUGCUAUGCUGGUGUUGUUGCAUACAACACUGUGAUGAGCUGCUUAGGUGAAAUGGGACAUUGGAUGAGUGCUCUAAAGUUGUUGACAGACAUGAUCAAGAGAGGUGUCAUGCCAAACACGAGGACAUUCAACAUUGUCAUUCGUAGUCUUUGCUUUCGCCGAAAGUUCUCCAUAGCCAAGAGCCUCGCAAGUAACCAAGGUUUUGCUGCAAAUGUCGUGACAUACAAUACACUCAUUUAUUUUGUUUUUUACUACAGUCGAAAGCUCAGUGAGGUGAAGGACCUAAUAUUUGACAUGACAGCAGAGAGGAUUGCUCCAGAUGAAGUUACCUACACUAUAAUCGUUGAUGGAUUAUGCAGAGAUGGAUUUUUUGAUACAGCCACUAGUUACUUUCUAGAAUCGCUUGAGAUUGGACUGUCAAGGGAUCUUUUUGCUGUCCUUACAAACAGGCUUGCUCACAAUGGCAAAAUCUGGGAGACAAUUCACAUAUUCAAGGGAAUGGAAGAAAAAGGUUUUAUCCCCGAUAGUUCUAUAUUUGACCUCACAAUCAGAAUAUUCUGUAGGGCUGGUUAUUGUCACGACACAGAUAUGUUUAAGGUUAACUUUAUUCUGGAUACGAUGUUGGGAAAGCAGUGA
Molecule: messenger RNA, 1647 nt
Organism: Triticum turgidum subsp. durum (durum wheat)
Lineage: Eukaryota; Viridiplantae; Streptophyta; Magnoliopsida; Poales; Poaceae
Source: the annotation of a GenBank genome assembly